This is a messenger RNA of Ceutorhynchus assimilis (cabbage seed weevil), 1548 nucleotides long. Lineage: Eukaryota; Metazoa; Arthropoda; Insecta; Coleoptera; Curculionidae. The record is from the annotation of a GenBank genome assembly.
AUGAUGCCCAUUGGAACCAAGUUAAAAAUAGUGUUUUUAAAGCCUUCCGUAGAACUACGCAUAGGGAAAUAUAAGGUUUCGAGUGAACAUCUUAAAAAUCUGAUUGAUACAGUUUCCAAAGAUAAGCAUAGCCCUCGGCAUAGCCUUACAUACUCAACUCUCAAUCCAACAGAUAAAAUGAACUUUGAUAGCUUUGACAAAAUGACUCAGGAAAAAGUAGUUGAAGCAUUGAAGAAUAAUAUUCCCGAUUCAAAAGGAACAAUAGCAUUUCUAAGAAUAUCCCGGUUUCUACUGGACGCAUUUUUAAGCAAGGAAUUGACUCCAAUCGAAAGAAUAUAUAAAAUGUGGAUAUCUACUUUAUUUUUCCGUAUCUGGCGAUAUAUCGUGUCAAAUGAUAAUGAUGCUUCUUUAACCAAGAAUUUUAUUACCCUCAAUUGCUAUACCUGCAUUGAAUUGAACGCACAUGCACUGGUGGAAUAUGUGAGGAGAUGUCGAGACAGUCCAAUUAACAAAUUCUAUCCAUGGUUACUUAGUAGCCAGCCGUGUGAAAAAAAAUUUCGGGAAUUGAGAUCAUUAACCAGCACAUUUUCCACCGUGGUGAACUUUUCUUUAUUCAAAGUUCUACACCGACUUACGAGAACUGAGUUGAUUAGUAAAAUUUCUCAAGAUACAGAAGGCUAUAAAUUUGCAAGAGAGAACAAGAAACUUGGUUAUAAUACCAAGUCAGCAUAGGAAUCUUUACCCACAGAAACAGAAAUUGGAAGCAUUAUUCAUGAAGCUGUCGAUUACGUUAAAACUACAUUUUUGGAUAUGGAAAUUCAAGUAGGCAGUGAAACAUUGGCCCAUUUUAAAACUUAAUAAAGACCUCAAUCUUGAUGAAGAGCCUGGAAGUGAUGAGGAAAAUGCUCGGGAAAAUGAAGUCGAAGAUCAGAAACACGAGGACAAUAUCAUUAACGAUUCGGAUCUCAAAGAUGUGGAAGAUGUUAAUCUUAUGAAGGAUAUCUUUUCCUCACAAGGAACACUGAAUUUAAAAGACUUUACUCACCCAAACGAAGAGAAAACCCAAAUGUCAACAGAAACAUCAGCCUCGAAAUCAGCGUUCUUGAAGGUCACACUAAAUUCUGGAAAGACAAUGACAGUCAAAAAAUAUUCGUUAUGUUGGCUUUUUCAAAAUUCAUCCUCAAAACUGAGUAGCGACCGCUUAUUACGGGUGAGAGGAACCCCUCAAUCACAAAAAAAAUUAAAAAAAGAGAGAAAAAUCCAUCAAAAAAAAUCCAGGCAAAGAAUCGCAAAUAAAAGAAGUCUCGGAAAAAGAAAGAAACUAAGGAGAAAUAAAGAAUGCUCUUCGGAAGAAACUUCAGAUAUUUCAUUGCAUGACCAUAGCUCAGAUGAUUCAGAAUAUUUUAACGAAGACGAAAGAAGUGAUGAAGAAGAAACUAAGAAAGAAAAUAAAGUGCAAAUAGAAGUUGAAAAAUACUAUGCUGUAUUUUAUGACAUAGGAUGGUUUUUGGGGCGAGUUAUAUGUCAAGACAAGAAUCAAAAUGAUAA